GUUUCUACCACGGGAUGAAGAGACCUCAAAGGCGCUCGCAUCCUUCAAGCAGGACUUCUAUCGCGUGAACACCACGGACAAGUACUGUGACAAGUCCGAGAAACAGACCUUGGAUUGUGUUCACCAAGAUCGAGCCAUGGUGGUGCUCAGCUCCGCCGGGCAAGGCGUCACGGAACGGCCUUG
Symbiodinium pilosum is the source of this 183-nucleotide messenger RNA. The record is from the annotation of a GenBank genome assembly. NCBI's taxonomy places the organism in Eukaryota, Dinophyceae, Suessiales, Symbiodiniaceae.